CGCACUCUGGCGCCCAUUGUUGUCAUGGAAACAGCAGCUCCGGCCAGUUGAAGCGCCUAUCCCGCUGGCGCAGAGGACCAGGCAGCGCAGCGACAAGAGGCGAUAAAAACGGGCAGGAUGUUUGUCUACUUGAGCAAGAAGAUUACAAUUCCUGGUAAUGUUAGACUUAGAUCUAUUUGUUGGAGCAAAGACCAAGGUUAUAUAGCCUGUGGCGGUGAAGAUGGUCUACUGAAAGUUUUAAAGUUAGAAACAAAAACAGAUGAAGCCAAAUUAAAAGGACUUGCUGCACCUAGCAAUCUCUCAAUGAAUCAGACACUUGAGGGCCACACGGGUGCUGUGCAAGUAGUGACAUGGAAUGAACAGUAUCAAAAGCUAACUAGUAGUGACGAGCACGGACUUAUUAUAGUGUGGAUGCUGUAUAAAGGUGCUUGGUAUGAGGAGAUGAUCAACAAUAGAAAUAAAUCUGUGGUUAGAAGCAUGAGAUGGAAUGCUGAUGGGCAGAAAAUUUGCAUCAUAUAUGAAGAUGGUGCUGUAAUUGUUGGUUCUGUGGAUGGAAAUCGUAUUUGGGGAAAGGAUUUAAAAGUACAACUUCACCAUGUUGCAUGGUCUCCAGAUGGUAGAACUCUACUCUUUGGAAUGGCCAAUGGAGAAAUACAUAUUUAUGACAAAAAUGGGACUUUUAUGAUGAAAAUGAAAAUGAACUGUUUGGUGAAUGUAACUGGAGCAUUCAGCAUUGCAGGAAUCCAUUGGUACCCAGGAACUGAGGGCUAUGUAGAACCAGAUUGUCCUUGCCUUGCCAUUUGUUUUGACAAUGGAAGAUGCCAAAUAAUGAGACAUGAGAACGAUCAAAAUCCUGUCUUAAUUGAUGCGUCUCUGAGUGUUGUGAGCAUCCAGUGGAAUCAUUGUGGCAACGUGCUGGCUAUUGCAGGCGUCCAGAAGAUACCUGUGCAAGAUAAAGAUAUAAACGUUGUGCAGUUCUAUUCUCCAUUUGGUGAGCAUUUGCGUACGUUAAAGAUUCCAGGGAAACAAGUAUCGGCUUUAUCUUGGGAAGGAGGCGGUUUAAAAAUAGCAUUAGCUGUUGAUCAGUGUAUUUAUUUUGCAAAUAUUCGACCAGACUACAAGUGGGGUUAUUGCACGAACACAGUAGUGUAUGCAUAUACCCGACCUGACCGUCCAGAGUAUUGUGUUGUCUUUUGGGAUAUAAAAAACAAUGAAAAGUAUUUGAAAUUUGUCAAGAGUUUAAUCUCGAUAACAACCUGUGGAGACUUCUGCAUUCUGGCCACUAAAGCUGAUGAAAAUCAACUACAGUAUGUACUUGUGCUUUGUAAUUCCAUUGGCACACCCUUGGAUCCAAAAUAUAUAGAUAUUGCCCCACUGUUCGUUACAAUGACCAAAACCCAAGUCAUAGCAGCUUCAAAAGAAGCAUUUUAUAUCUGGCAAUACCGUGUAGACAAGAAACUCACAGCAAUGGAAAUUAAUCAGGUAGCACGGACCAGAAAAGAAGGCAAGGAAAGGAUCUACCAUGUGGAUGAUAGUCCUUCUGGAGCAGGUGAUGGAGCUCUUGACUAUGCUAAGGUCCUACAAGGAACAAGGGAUCCUAUUUGUGCAAUAACUGCAUCGGAUAAGACACUGAUUAUUGGAAGAGAAUCUGGCACCAUUCAGAGUUACAGGCUCCCCAAUGUUGGUUUAAUUCGAAAAUAUAUCCUAAACUGUCGGCCCUACCAAAUGUCUUUGAAUUGCAAGUCUAGUCGUCUAGCGAUCAUAGAUAUGUUAGGAUUGCUGACUUUUUUUGACUUGGAUACAAGAGUAACUGAUGGUUCAGGAAGCCAAGGAGUCGGUGAACAACUCAAAUUGGAACGUAGAGAUGUCUGGGAUAUGAAAUGGGCCAAAGACAAUCCAGAUUUGUUUGCCAUGAUGGAGAAAACAAGGAUGUAUGUGUUUAGAAACCUGGAUCCUGAGGAGCCCAUUCAAACUUCUGGAUAUAUUUGCAACUUUGAAGAUUUAGAAAUCAAAUCUGUCUUAUUGGAUGAAAUAUUAAAGAAUCCUGAACACCCUAAUAAGGACUGCAUAAUACAUUUUGAUAUUAGAUCACUACGAGAUGCUCAGGCAAUUGUUAAAGAGGCAGGGAUUGCAGAAUCUUCUCAGUUCAUUGAAGAAAAUUCACAUCCAAGGCUUUGGCGUCUACUGGCUGAAACAGCUCUCCAGAAACUUGAUCUUCACACUGCUGAGCAAGCUUUUGUACGUUAUAAAAAUUACCAGGGUAUUAAGUUUGUAAAACGCCUUCACAAUCUCCAGAGUGAAGCACUUAGGCAAGCUGAAGUGGCAGUUUAUUUUGGAAAAUUUGAAGAAGCUGAAAGAAUGUAUUUGGACAUGGAUAGAAGAGAUCUUGCAGUUGACCUACGAAUGAAACUAGGCAAUGGGUUUCGAGUAGUGCAGCUGUUGCAAACAGGCUCAGGCCAUGGAGACGACAGCCUCCUUGAACAGGCACACAAUGAAAUUGGGGAGUACUUCGCUGAUAGACAGAAAUGGGCGAAUGCGGUUCCCUACUUUGUACAAGGCAGAAACCAUGAGCGUUUAGCUGAAUGUUAUUAUAUGCUGGAAGACUAUCAAGCAUUAGAAAAUUUGGCUAACUCCCUUCCAGAAAAUAACAAGUUGCUUCCAGAUAUAAGCCAUAAAUUUGUUACUGUGGGAAUGUGUGAACAAGCUGUAGCUGCCUUUCUGAAAUGUAACAGACCAAAGGAUGCAGUAGAUGUCUGUGUAAAUCUCAACCAGUGGAGUAAAGCUGUUGAACUAGCUAAGGAACACAACAUGAAAGAGAUUGGUUCUCUUCUUGCUAGAUAUGCGUCUCAGUUAUUGGAAAAGAAUAAACCUCUUGAUGCCGUUGAACUAUAUCGUAAAGCCAAUUAUUUCUUUGACGCUGCAAAACUUAUGUUCAAGAUUGCAGAUGAAGAAGCUAAAAAAAGAACCAAACCUUUACGGGUUAAAAAGCUAUAUGUCAUGUCGGCUUUACUUGUUGAACAAUACCAUGAACAAAUAAAAAAUUCGCAGAGAGAAAAAGUCAAAGGAAAGACUUCAGAGGCUACUUCAGCCCUAGCUGGCUUGCUAGAAGAAGAUGUUCUCUCCACAGACAGUCGCCUGAUCGAUAAUGCUUGGCGAGGAGCUGAGGCUUACCAUUUUUUCAUACUUGCCCAAAGGCAGCUGUAUGAAGGUUAUGUGGAUACAGCAAUGAAAACAGCUCUUCACUUGAGGGAUUACGAAGACAUUAUUCCUGCAGUAGAAAUCUAUUCCCUAUUGGCUCUGUGUGCGUGCGCUAACAGAGCAUUCGGUACCUGUUCAAAAGCCUUUGUUAAACUGGAAUCUUUAGAAAAUCUUAAUCCUGACCAGAAGCAGCAAUAUGAAGAGCUUGCCCUGCAAAUAUUCACAAAACACUAUCCUAAAGAUAGCAAAAAGUCAGACUUGGAUGGUCUUCUUGAAGAGGGAGAAGGAAAGCUUCCAACCUGUGUUGCUACAGGAAGGCCCAUUACAGAAUAUCAGUUUUGGAUGUGCAAUAAAUGCAAGCACUGUGUCCAAGCUCAAGAAAUCAGCAACUAUAAUUUCUGCCCAUUCUGUCACAGUUCAGUGGCCUAUUAAAUUAUGCAGGUGAAAGCAACCAUUGUGUCCAUUAAUGUAAGUAUUUGCUCAUGUUGGAACUGGAAUGGGGAGAAUUCCCCUCAGAAUAGCUUUUGUUACAUCCUCAAAAGUUGUCCCAGGCGACCUACACUUUGGGAAGCAAGGGACAACUACAGGGAGGAAAGGAAGAAGGAAAAAGAAAUGGAUCCUGAUGUGUCUUUAUGCAUUAAUUAGAAAUAUACAUGGUCUGAAGUACUGAAGGGAGUUACAAAAAAGAAUAAUCACCCAUACAAGAGCAAUUAAAUCCAUCCACUCUUAUUAAAAAAAAAACUAAUUUGAAUCCAGCUUUAAAAGAGCCAACCAGGGAAGGUUGUGGGUUUUUUUUAAGUGAAAAUAAAGAUUUGAUAUAAACAAAUAUUUGCUUUCUGAAUUUAUUUUUUGCAGGGCUUUGCCUUUGCAGUGUUUCUUUGCAUGAGUCAUAUUCUAUAAGUGGAGCAUUUUUUGAAAGAUUGCGGGAAAGGUAGAGACGGAUUUUAGUGGGAAAGGACUGCCAUUAAUAGUUUUGACCAAACAGCAAAAGUCAUGAUUACUUUUUAUACUGAAGUGCAGAAUAAUAUAUCUAUAAAAUAAAUAUAGAUAUGCCACUUCUUCAGCUCUUCACUGAAAGGAUAUCAGUUUAGUCUACAUUUUUUAAAUAUGGGUAUGUGACCCAAAUAAAAUGCAUGGGUUGGUUAUUGCCAACACUUGGAAGUGCUCUCAAAAUAUUACAAUCUCUCUGAUCAGCUGUUUAGGCAUUGAUGGCAGAAGUCCAAGCCUUCUGAAAUAGCUUACAUUUUACAUACAGGGUUCUCGGUCAAAUUCAAGGCAUGGGCUCUUGUGGGAAAAGGCUGGGAGAGAUCUGUAACAAGAGGAAAUGCUUGAUUCAGAAUAUUUAAUGCCUAUUAACUCUUUUGCUCUCUUUUUCCUGCUCUGACCUUCCUUCAGCACUUUGCUUUUUUCAUAACAUUAUCUCUAAAAGCAGCAAAGAAUUUUGCAAUAUUAACUACUGGAGUAAAACAGCAUAGCUAACAGAAGUUUUGUAUUAAAACUGACUUAAAUUCUUGAUUAUUUGAAUGUUUAAUAGAAACACAUUUCUUAUAUGGAAAAGAUGAUACAUUUGUACAUAACUACUUGUUUCAGAAUUUUAUGUUCGUUGCAUUAUAUGAGAAAAGAAUUGUUUCUUUUUUACGCAAUAUUUAGAUAACCUACCUUUCUUUUCUGUAAUGAUAUUGAAAUACACUGUUCAAAGAAAUCAAUAUAUUUUUCCAUGAAGGAGGAACAACUGUAAAUGUAGAAAACUAAAUAAUAAAAUACAUAAAUAAAAAUAAAAAGUGAUAUGGACAAAUACAUGGUUUAUUACAUAAAAUAUCGUUACCUAUCCUGGAAAUAAUUGAUUUAAAAAUU
Messenger RNA from Ahaetulla prasina, 5052 nucleotides. RefSeq names its product WD repeat domain 35 (gene WDR35). Gene Ontology annotation, cellular component: intraciliary transport particle A; non-motile cilium. NCBI's taxonomy places the organism in Eukaryota, Metazoa, Chordata, Lepidosauria, Squamata, Colubridae. Bases 118 to 3630 code for a protein of 1170 amino acids. The record is from RefSeq and is a predicted model, not a curated record. Gene Ontology annotation, molecular function: protein binding. Gene Ontology annotation, biological process: non-motile cilium assembly; intraciliary retrograde transport; protein localization to cilium. The transcript is spliced from 27 exons.